Messenger RNA from Actinia tenebrosa (Australian red waratah sea anemone), 5055 nucleotides. RefSeq lists its product as uncharacterized. The record is from RefSeq and is a predicted model, not a curated record. Gene Ontology annotation, biological process: potassium ion transmembrane transport; action potential. Lineage: Eukaryota; Metazoa; Cnidaria; Anthozoa; Actiniaria; Actiniidae. Gene Ontology annotation, cellular component: membrane; voltage-gated potassium channel complex. Gene Ontology annotation, molecular function: delayed rectifier potassium channel activity; ligand-gated monoatomic ion channel activity.
GUAUAAGUGUUAGAUGAAGUCAUUCACGUUUAGCUAUCGGGAAACUCUAACAUCAGUAACAUCAAUAGUUGGCAGUGAUUAACGAUCAUUUUCAAGUUUAUAUGGAUUUGAAACAAUCGUAUGACAUUAGGUAAAAACGGGUGCGGAAUCCCAGCUGAAUUGCAAGAUAUAGGAACACUGAUAUGUGAAGCUGAAAGUGAAAACACACUGAAAACAAUAGAAUAGAAGUAUAUUUGAAUCACAAUGUUCCUACAUCAUAAACAAGGCUAGCCAAUAUCAACACACCAAUACAGAGUUUGUGAAUAAUCCAUGUUAUAAUGAUGCCCUGGUCAACAUGUACUCUACCCCUUCUACUAUUCACGUGCUGUUUCAUCCCUCAACUGGUUUUUUCACUUGACGAGUGYAGAAAUAAAACAAAUUCAGUGUGUUCCAGUAGCAGUGGUACUUGCCCUGGCUGUCUCAAGAUCUUAUGGCAAGAGUCAUUAUCAAGAUCACCGUAUGUCCAGAUAAUCAACAACAACACCGAAGGGCUUCUCUUUCAUCUUCUGAUGACUAUGCUAUCUCAGUGCUGUGGUUUUCAAAAUGACGAUUGUGGAGAAGUCAAACACAUCAAAGAAUACCAGUAUGACAUUGGAGAUGUUGGCUUAGAAUACGAUGUUAAGAUGCCAGUACUUGUUAACUUCAAAGAAACUGGCCUUCGUUCACAGAAGAACGUGGUACCCAUGCUUCCUCAUACGGGUGUGGCGUUCGUCGUUCGGAGAGAUCGGAUAGAAAAAGACUAUUCUAUGCAGCUCCUUGGUGCUGUCUUUGGUGCUUGGCCAGUACUCGUUCUCACGCUUUUGCUGUCUGUAUUGGCCGGAGUUAUUGCCUGGGUCCUGGAUACAAGAAAGAAUCCGAACGAAUUUCCGCGUUCCUUUACUAAGGGUGCUAGUGAAGGUUUCUGGUGGGCAUUUGUUUCUAUGACAACUGUCGGGUAUGGCGAUCGGUCACCUAAAUCUCUACAAGGUCGAGCCUUUGCAGUGAUCUGGAUCUUGAUCGGAAUCUGUAUUAUAUCAAUAUUCACUGCCACACUGACUACCUCUCUGACUACUGUAUCACUUGAAAACAAAAUAAGCCUUCCAGGAUCCAAGGUCGCCGCAUUGCUGUACUCUAUCGAAGCCAUUAAUGGAUUUCAGCAACAAGCUGAUGUUCAACGGUGCAGAGACUUUGAAGAACUAAUAGAAGCCUUGGAAUCUAAUACAGUAGAUGGUGCUUUGCUGGAUAGUUAUGUUAUAUCGAAUUACAAGGAGCGUCUGCCAGACUCCAAGUAUAAAGUACAAGAAAUCAUACACCAGGAAAGCAUGGAAUAUGGAGCACAUGUCAAUGACAGCAACUUAGCAGCCUGUAUGAAAAACUUCCGAUAUGCCCAAGAAUCUCUUGUCUAUGAAAUAGUUGAACUAACGAUGAGAAAGCCUAUAGCGAGCGGUGUCAGAGAGGGAUCUCAGUCGUCUCAGAGCGUGUUUGAUCCUGAAAGCGAGUUGUUUGUCCGUACUCUCUACACGUGUUUGGGCGUGGUUGGCUUUGUCCUUAUCCUUGGCUUCAUAUACGAAAUAAUCAGAUACAAAACAUCUGGAUGUCCUUUUAUUUUUCGUCGAGGUUCAAGGAAAGGAGAUCGAUUGACAUUGAACAACGCAAGACCUCCUUUUAUGAACGAAAACACUACAUUAGAUGAAAUGGAGAGAAAACUAACCGAAGAGCUUCAUAAGGCUGUUGGAACGUGGAAAGCAAAAAUGGAAAAGAGAGACAGUUACCUUCACACAGAUGAAGUACUCUCAUCUGUUUGAUAGAAAUGACAUGUAUUAGGUUUUUGCUUAUCCCUUGUGUGCUUGGUGCAACAUAGGGAAACUUUAGUCCUUCAUAAUAUGUGACUUUUAUAAACUUCUACUGCAUGGUCUUCAAAGAGAGAAGAUGAAUCACUUCAUUUUGAUAGCCGGUUAUAAAUAGUCUUCUAAUAGGAGCUAUUUAUGAGGAUCCAGACCAGUUCCACUUUAGCUCACGGAUUUAAAGGACAAAGGCGUUGUAGAGUUGUACUCUUCCAGACAGUUUUUCCCCUCUCAUUCAAUUAUUGGCGGUGUAAGACUAGUGAGAUCACUUACUUUAUCGAUUUUAGCUCAAGUUCCAAGGACAAAGGCGCAAUAUUUCGAGUGCAUGUCUUUCCACUGUCAAUCAUAACCAAACCCGUGCGUCGAGUUGGAUAUUAUCAAUCGCUGUUAAAAUUGCUGAGACAAAGCACUCAUAUAUCUAUUUGAAUGUUCUGAGCAACGAAAAACGCACGCUAAAGAGAAGGAAAGCGUUUUUGUCAGGAAAAGCGACAAGACACAUUUAUUAUCACCUGCAAUUUUAAUAAAGGAAAAAUUAUUUCCUGAUGAUCGCACACUUUAGCAAAAGAUGGUUUUAACUGAACAAGAAGGGAUAAGACCGUAUCGGCAGCGAAACAUCUCCAAUACAGUUCUUGAAAACUGGAAACGGUAGCAACAGAAGGUAUCAAAAUAACAAGAAGAAAUAAGACCGUAUCGACACAGAAACAUCUCCAAUACAGUCCUUGAAAACUGUCGCUACAUUUCAAUGUGGAAUGUAUGUCAAUGAUGGCUCGAUCAUGGAAAAGACGACAUCAUCGUUGAAUAUACUACAUCGUUGUUAUAAAUAUUAUAUAAAAUAGCACUCGUACAACACUACUGGAAAUGCUUGGUAUUAAUAGCCAAGUAAAUGAAUUUCGUAACUCCUAGCUAUUAACAAGUUUCAGUGAAGGGCAAAUACUGCCCGUUAUGUGGUAUCAUCCAUGGAAUGUACUAUUUCUUGGGUGUUAUUAACAUUGGAGGGUAAACACUGUCCGUCAUACUCUAUUGUCAGUACACACUUCUAAUGAAAACUUUUCGAAUAGUAAUAUUCCAAAGGAGACCGGAAAUAGCGUCUAUUGAUCAGUAGUCACCUAUAAAAGGCGAAUUAGCACACAUCUACUGAAUAUUUCUUCUCACAAAAGUUGGUGUAAACUUUUUUCGAGCGAGUACUAGUCAUUUCGAGUAAUUUCAGCACGACACAAACAGCUCUAUAUACGAGAUUAAUUCAAUGGUUUACAUCUUACACAUUUAUUUCAAAAAAACUAUUUUCGUCUCGAAUAUCUUCCAAAGGUAUCGGUGGGUUGUUUCACAGUAUUACUAGGUAAUGUUUCUUAUAUCGUAACGUGAGCCGCGUAAACGAGUUACUAGAAAUAGUGUUUAAUAUUCGUUAAAUUUCGUCGCAGGUUCUAGCAAUCGUUGACGAAGUAGGCCGAGUUUUCCUUUUUGUAACGAUUGCGGUCAAAAUUUCGAAUGUAACACCCUUUUUACUACUUGCAUGGCACCAAACUUGCGAGACAGGUUGCAAAGAUCUGUCUGAUGGGUAGAACUCUUUCAUAAGGAUAUUUGAUUUAAUGAAAGGCUAACAAGAAAAACCUACAAGUGAGAUGUUUUGGUGUUUCAGUAUACAUAACAUACACAAGGAACCCACUUAAAGAAAAAAACUUAUUAAAAAAGACACAUACAUGACUUUUAUUUAAGGUCUAUGGGAUCUCCCCAUGUCCCUGUGUUUGCGCUUUUUAGUAUAGGCUAUUUCCUUGCUGAACGUGGAUUCCUCCAUUUUGAUCUAUAUUAUAAUAUUGCAUUCAUCGCUUAAAGUUGCAGUUAAAUUGCUAGACCAAUUUAAGAUCACGGGUCAUUACCUUGAGUAUUAUCUCUUUAUUCACUGGUAACUUUGAGAACUGUGAUGUCUUAAUGUGGAUAGAGACACAGCGAACAAAAAAUAUUGUUCCCAAGAGAAUACUAUUUGGUCUGAAGUGGUUAAACGUUACACCCAAGACAGAUGCUUUAUUUUUGUUUAUCUUAUAAUCCUUUUUUUUUAUUUACAUAGGCGCAGAUGACACGAGUGAAAAACGUCUGCGCAUGCUCUGAAUCCGUAUGUAAAUUAGUCAAAGUAUUUGUAAAUUUGACUUUCAAACAUGACUGAUAAAUUUGACUUCUCAAAAUGCCAACACUUAGUGUCCAUGCUUGAAACUUAAGGCUAAUUCUUUUAUAUUGUGUUUAUUAAUACAGUAUCUUGGUCUGAAAAAAGUAUACUCGCGAAAUUUUUUGUAUACUUUGAGAUACUCUUCAAAAUUCUUAGAAAACUUGCUGAAAUGCACGCAUGCGCAAACGUUUUUCUCUAGUGUCGGCGCAGAUAGAGUAUUUCUAUCCAAAUGUGAUGGGUCAGCCAGCCAUGAAAGGCUAUCUGCGCUUUGUUGUUUCGUUACGUAUGUUCAUAUCCUUGCGUCGCUAGUGAGAACCACGCUAAAGUAGGAAGGAAAAAAAACACCUUUAGUUAUCACUUCUUCAGGAAGGACGCAAGUAAAUGCUAUCGAAUUUUUAUUCCAGUUUCAUUUAGUAAUUAGUCCUUGAGCCCGAAUGGGUUGUACGAGUUAAUAGGCCAUGAGAGCGAGAGGACUAAUUUUUUAAUCAAAUUUAGUCAAAUCCAACUAGUCCGGCAAACAAGUUUUGAAUCAAAGUUAAAAGUAAUGUUUUGGUUUUUCAAAGUUGGCACUUUUCGCUACUAUAAUUUAUAGCCUAGUAGUAGCUUAUCCAAUCAGAACACAGUAUUGAUGAUAGACCACUAGUUGGAUUUGAUUAUAACACAAUAGACAUCUAAGGGAAAGAAGAAGAAGAAGAAGAAGUCAACUUAGUCUUUUUGCAAUUUAAUAACCUCUUUAUUUCUCGCAUGCAAAGUUGAUUGACAUUUUAAUAAAUUAUAAAUUAACAAAUGAUUUCUUGUUUUAGAUAGAUAGGUGCCUUUCUUUUAAGAGGGUAAUCCUUUCAGUAAUAUUAUAAUACACUGUUAUCAAUAGGUUUAUGGUAGUUAUGUUGUAAGUUAUACAGGCACGAUGCGGCAGGACAAGAGAUUUUUUAUUCCAAAAGGAGGAAAUUACAAUGUAUUUUACAACAUGGCUGCCAUGAACCCCUCGAAGUGUAAUCACAUAUUUUUAGCCAAUUAAAUUCUUGUGUCACGGUA